UUAUUAUUUUAUAGCGCUAUUAAAAACACGAUCGAGACCCAACGAACCACAAAUAAUGAAAUAACAAAGUGAACAUUGCAGGACUGUAUUCGUAACAUGAAAGAAAUCUUUUUUCAAUGAUAUAUUUCAUAUUUAAUAAUAUUAUAAAUGCCAACAAUAGAUGUACCAAUAAUGAACGACUACUCUUCGUCCACGUUGACUGAAACCAGUAUAGAAUCUGGUCUGAACGAUACCGUAAGACUCUGUCUCCAUGGCGAAAUGGAAGCGGCGCGUCUAUGCUUCGAACCAGAUAUUCUCUAUUUCGGUGAACUUUAUGUCGGCGAGGACUCACAGCGUGUACUUCGUAUAUCGAAUCCAUUAAAAUUCGCAACAUUACUCUGUAGCUAUGUGCGUAACGCAUCAGCUCGUUGCUAUCCAGAAACUAUAAUGCUGAAACCGGGAGGAUCUAUAGAAGUCCUGUUGAAAGUUCGAGGAAAGGAGAAUGUUAAUUCGUCAUUCGAAGUUUACUUCGACACCGCAGCCGACUCGUGCGAAUCAACGAAAACUAGACGUCAAACGAAGAUAAAAGUAGGAAGGUAUGCUGUACAAUGUAGGGUGAACGUGAAACUGCUGACCACCGUGAAACGAUCAUGUUUAUCACGGGGGCGAAAUAUUUUCGAUGACUAUUGUAAAGGUACAUGGAAGCCCCUAACAGAUAAUAGAAAGACACCAUCGAUACAACCUCUUUCAAUAAAACCGAGAAUGAUAAAGCUGAAGAAAGGGAUCAUUGAAAUAAAAUGCAAGGACGACGAAGAAAUUAUACAAAAGGUUGCUCAUAUUCCUAAGUGGAAACAUAAAGAUGUAUCGGGAACAGUGAAGUGCCUCGCAUCUUCGGGCAAAAUGUUAUCGACUCUAACUGCUAGUACCGAAGUUCUAAUACCUCUUUCUCCUUUGCAAAUAUACAACGUACGCAUGUAUCCUACCUUAUUCGCUUUUGGAAUGGUUGUCCCAAGAAGUCGCAAUUACCAACAGCUGAUCGUCGAAAAUUUGAACGACUUUCCAGUCAUGAUUCGCCUCACGAGCUUGUCCUCCAACUGCAUUCAUUUCCCGAAGGGGAAUCUAAUUAUUUUGCCACCUGGUCUGCACGCCACGCGAUUAGUUGAAUUUCGAGCGCAUCAUAUCGGCAAAUUCAAUGGUUACAUUGAUUACGUUAUCAACAAUAAUCAUUCGUUCGAGCUUGGUGUCACUGCUAAUAUUGUUGAAAAACAGUUAUCAUUGGACUGUCGUGAAGUAAUGCUUGGCGAAGAUUUGGUCAAGGAAGAAAUCUAUCGGCCGAUGGAUUGUACUGUUCAGAUUAGGAAUAAGUUGGACGCGAAAACGAGCUUCCGAUGGGAAGUACCCGCAACGUGUUGCUUCUUCGUUGAACCAAUAUCGGGUGCAGUCCGUGGAAAUGCUUCGUUGUUCAGUUAUAUAUACUACAAGCCCGAUUUUACAAAGUUCAGUUCUACCGAAUUGAUAAUAAAAUGUGAAAACAGCAGUUACAGUACUGUACGUGUGAGCAUGCCAGUACAGACGCCCAAAGUUAACUUCAUCAAAGACCUCAUAAAUGUCGGUGACAUUCCAUUAAACCUACCGACAAAAACGGUCGCCGUUUUGAGGAAUUUUGAAUACAUCGAAAUUGAAUUCGAAGUUGAUACUUCGUCUUUGAUUCAUGGAUGCACUGUUAGUCCUCUUCACGGAGUAUUGGCACCUCGUGGAGUUGCCAUCUUCGAGAUUUAUUUGACAUUUAGCUUAUGCUUUCAUUUUACUCUGGUGAUUCGUGUAACGAUACAGAAGCAUGUAAACGUUCAGUUUAAAAUCACAGGCAACGUAACGUUCCCGCAAUUAAAAUUGCACCCGAACUCCAUUAACUUACGGCGAAUAAGUGCAUCCGCGUAUCAACAUUGCUUAAUCACCGCAUCAAAUAUUGGAAAUACUAUGUUAAAAUUGAGAUUUCUACUAAAUGAGUAUCCAGAAUUUCGUAUUUCAUUAUCCUCGCAGAGGCAAGAUCCAGGAAUAGGCAAUAAGGACACUAUGCUUGCACCAAACACUAGUCAAGAUUUUCAUCUUCAUUUCGAACCCAUCGACUUGGCUAGUUACGCAUUUUAUCUCCCAAUCAUCAUCAACGAUGUACUCGGCCCGGCAUUAAUGACGAAUCACAGAUCGUUUAAGCCUUCAGAAUAUUUGAAACAAUUCAAAAAUCAUUAUAUCGGCGUACCUAAUCUCAUUCUGCAAAAAUUGCCUCCUACCAUCGUGACGAUGCCGAUUGAUUGUACAGUCGCAGGACACUUGAUUUUCUUUAACAAACUGGUGUUCCAUUUCAACAUCCUAACGAACAACGUGUCAGACGAAUUUUGCAUAGAAAAUCGCGAAUCAGUGGAGGAGAAGAUCGUUCAAAUAGACAUCAGCAACUUCUCGAUUGCCUCGUGUCCGUUUUCGAUUCAAUGGUCAGCGGGAGAAAAACCGACUGUUAACUCGGACUGCAUUCGAUGUACGUUGCAAAAAGGGGAAAGGUGUAUGUUUUCGCUGUCGUUUCAGCCCAAGUCUCAAGGAAGUUAUUCCGUCGAAGCGCCAAUAUUCAUCCGCAAUGAAUCGAAUGGUGAGAUGUUUAAUAAAUUAUGCCUCAUCGGUGAAUAUCCUGCCAGCACUAUCAAGGCGGAAUUUUCGGAAAUAUUCUUUGUACCUGUGCCGUUAAAUACUUCGCUGGAAAAGAAGUUUCGAUUGUAUAUGCGACACUUCGAGAAAGACGUGGUUAUCUUGUCGAACAUUAUGCCACCUGAAUAUUCCAGUGGAAAAUAUACGGAAAACGUACUUCUUAUAAAUUUUAUCGACACAAAUAUCGUGCCUGCUUCCGAAUACUCAGAAUUGGAGGUGAAGAUGGUUUUCAAAAGCGAGGUGUCUGUUUCGUUGCGCGUGAUCGUUGAAUUCUUUGACAGCGAUGGAAUGGCUGUCUGCCCUGUAAUUGUUCAUGCUACAUCCGAAAACAAUUUGCUGACUACACACAUGUAUAUAAGAAACCCGGUCGUCGAUUUUCAAUGGUCACUGAGCAUCGAUAAAAGAGUAUCUCGAGCUUCCAAAACGUCUGACAGUUUCACCGACGACGAAGAAUACGAAGUAAACUCCUACAGGCCAAAACAAACGUCAGAACCAAGAAUAGGCAUUCUCACGUAUUUCGGUCGAAAGAGUAGAGUAUCGAUUGAAAAAUUGAUGGAAAGUAAGCUUAAAUUAGCGUUGCAUGAAUCGCAGGAGGUCCCAUACGAAAAAGAUAUUCUUAACAACGCCGAUAAAUUGGGGGAAGAUACGAAGAAAGGUCUAGCAGAAAUUCCAAAAGAAAAAUCAAAAGAAUCCACCCCAAGAUCCGAAUCAAAAGUCGAAGAUCUUCAAGAGGCAAUGCAGUAUCCCUUCUUUCCUUUUGAUGGCGAAAGCGAUGAGUUUGAAAUUUAUAUGAACCAAACACUAAAGGCCGCCGAAGAGUGGAUGCACAGUGGGCCCUUCAAGUUUAACUUUUAUGCUGACAUUUUGUGCAUUAAAAUGGCACUGUCCAAGUAUUAUUCAAAGAAACCAACAGACUUUAAAACUGCGACACGGAAAGGCUCGGAAUUAGGGUUCGUGAGCGUGCUCGAAUCGUUGAUAGGGCCGACAAUUUAUGAUUACAUUGGACAAUUCAAGGAACUGCCAGGAAAAGAUAUCGACAGGGUAAAUUACAUAUAUAAUCUUUACGACAAUAUUCUUCAGUUCUUGACGAAGUAUGGGGCUUACUUGUGCCACGUUCAACCACAAUUUUUACUCAAUUACGAGGAAUACAUCGUUCUUCUAGAAAGUUCACGUUCUAAAGCCCAUGCACGAAGAUCGGGGAUAGAGCUAUCGAUGCAAGAAAAAUUGUCACCGCUGAAGUUCGAAUGUCGUAGCAAACAAUGCUGGCUAGAUGUGAUCUUACAAACAUACAAAUGUUUCGUAUUACCGCUCGUUCCUGAAAACAAGGGUAAGGACGAAUCUUCGCCUUCGUUCACCCCGCAAUCUUCCAGACGAUCUACUAUUCAACGAGCAUCUGCAGCGCCUUCUAUAUCGAGCUUCCGCAAGCAAUACGAAACUCACAAUACGAUAAUUGGAAACAUCAGAACAGAAAUAUCGUUCAAGUCACCUGACAAUAAUUAUUCUUUUGAUGAAUCGUUCUUAUUGGAAUGGUUGCGUCGGCAUUACGAAGAGGUACGUAAACAAGAGUGGAUGAACGAUCGUCGCGUGGUUUUAAAUCCCGAUGAGAGUAAAGACGUGGCGGAGGCUCGAAACAUCGAGAAUUUCGACAGAGAUUUGUCGGAUUCUCUUGUCUUAAUUACUGUCACAGCUGCUUACUGUCCUUUUCUCACUGAGGAAGACUUGAAUGGAAUUUAUAUCCGUCCACGGAGUUACGAGGAGGCACUACACAAUGCUAUUUGCGUGACAAACGCGUGGAAGAAGAUACGACUUGGUUUUGUAAUUUCACCAUUGGAAAUCAUCUAUCCAAACUGCGUUAAAAUGUUGAUGUUGGUUAGAUAUUUAUUUAACAUACUGCCAACGUAUACCCCUAGGGCUAAGAUUAAAUUUAGCUGCCCCUUGACCGAGACUGUAACCAGGCAACUAAAUUUCACAAAUCCAACCGUACACAACGUCGGCUUCUUGCUAUUGUUUUUUGACAACGAUAAUGAAUUUUUUACAAUAGUUUCGUCACAACCGAUCAUCAAUCUUAACGGCCACGGUACUGCCAUAAUAAAGAUACAAUUCCACGCUAAGAAAAUAAAAGAGACUAAAGCUUAUUUACUGUUUUGUGGCUCGACGAUUGGUCCUCAUUUUAGCAAGAAUCAAAUGUUCAUUUUGGAGGGUCAAGCCGACUGCUUAGGAAUUGCGAAUGAAUAUACGAUAUGCAGCAAGCUGUACCAAGCAGUCGAAAAGACUCUAACUAUUAAUGUACCGUAUGAAAAUUCGACGGAAUACGAAAUUUGGGCGUCGGAAGAGCGACCAACUAAACCGAAUACUUUGAAACAGACGCGAUGGUCCGAGCUACGUUUAAGAAAGAUACCUCGGAGAUUAUUUUUAAAUCAAAAUUCAAUCGUAGUCAAAGAAGGUACUAAAACAGCUUAUCUAUCAGUCACAGUGGCGUGCCUCUCGCCUUCCCAUCGAAGCUUUUGGAUCAUUUUUCAAUCAAAGAUGGGCGACUUUAUUAUUCAAAUAAAUUCACAAUGGCAAACAUCACUAACCGAUAAUAUUGUCGUCGAAUGGGACGAACAAAUUGAAAAAUGCAUUUGCACGGAACAGGACUAUUAUAAUGAAAUGUGUCGCUUAAAUCUGACCGUGCCAAUACCGUCGAAAAAUAAACAACUUUGGAGUUGCGUUGCUUACAUGUUUCAAAAGACGCUGGAUCCGAAAGAACGACUGUUUUGGUCUCGAUAUUUAGAUACGCAAAUUGGAUUACGAUUGAUUCGAUGGUUAAUGGGAAAUAGUGCGGACUCUGCUGCUAUGGAGUUUAGUCAUAUAUUUGAUGCGACAGUGACUUAUAACGUGAUAAUAUCCGACACAUCUGAUAUUCUCCGAUUUCCCAAGAUGUUUACCAUAAACGACGUAAGGCCUUCUGCUGACAUUGUUCCAAUGAAGAUACACCUCUCGCCAUUCGUAGAUCAAUUAUGCCAAAUAACAAUGACGUUAGUCUCUGUUAACGGAAAUGAACGAAGAGUGUAUAAAGUCAGCUUCUUACGCGUAUAAAACUAUGCGGAGCUUCGUUUUUCUAUGUUUUCAUGUGUCACAGUGCCCUCUCUGUUUCUAUUAUAAUUAUUCGACGUUGCAUUCUAACGUGAACCGAAAUUUGUCAUGGUUUCAUGGAUACUAAAUAUCUACAUUGUAUCGUGGCUCUAAUUUUUUACCGAAAUGAAUAUAUUAUACCUCCUUAGUAUUGCAUAUUCAUAUCUUUUAAUGCAUUUUCUGUAUAAAGAGGAGAAAUAAAAAACGAUGUAUUACAAAACUGAAUUUUUAAUAAAUUAUUUCUCAUCUUGCAUAUUUUAUCACUUUAAAUUAUACAUGAGAAUUUUUGCUGAGUUGCGUCUAUAAUUAGUGACGUCCAUCAAAUCCAUGCAUUACAAAUACGUUCAACAUUAACUAGAUAUUCAUAUAUAAUUAUAUAUAAUAUACAUAUGUAUAACAUAUACUUAAAUUUUUAUAUAUAAUAACACAAACAUUAACUGAUUAAAUUAUAGAUUGUUUUUCCCGCGUCGGCAAUCGCUGCGGUCUUAUAAUAUUAUCAGCUUACAUUAUUAUAUUAUAUUUGAAAAGGAAGUUUACUUUCAAGUAGAUGCGAAUCGAAACAGAACAAAUUCCAAAAUCCCUACGAGUAUUCUGGAAAAGGAAAAGAUAGCUUUUUAAUUAUAAGAGUUAAUUAUAACUACAGAGUGAUAUAAUUUGCAAUUGAUAUUUGUUAUGUCAUACGUACUUGAUUAUCACGAGAGGGAGGUACAUAGUCCGCGGAACGCCGUUUGGUUCGUUUUAUUUUUACCGUUUCUCUUCUCUAUUCACGAGAAAAAUAUUUUAGAAGUUCUAUCAGUUUCAACCGACUUAAAUAUCAACAAUACGUAAUUUGUGGAUAAGAUUUCUUGAAAAAUCGUAGAAACCAUAUCGUGAGUUUACGUAAUUAGUAUAAUUGUAUUUAACGUUAGCCAAACAUCACAACUAUUAUAAGACAUUUUAAAUAGUAAUAUUUAUGAUAUGAAAGUCAAUAUGAUUAGGAAUGAUCAUUAUAAAUGAUUAAAAUUUCUUUGUUUACUGGUAAUGAUUAUCGAUAGCCCGAAUUUCAUUUUGGUUACUGAUUUUUCAUUACUGAUAACGUAUAUAUUCAUUAGCAAUGUAAAAAGGAAUUAAUUAUAAAACUUAUAUAUUUUCUUAAUCGAAAAGCGGUAUGAAAAUGUAUGCAACAAACAAUAGAAUAAAAGAUAUUGUUGUAUAAUACUAAUACAAAUGUUAAUAAAAAUAUUGUGCUAGGAUAUCUUUUAUCCUAUUAUUUUGUUUUAAAUAUUUUCAUACCGUUUUUUUGCGUAAUAAAAUAUAUAAGUUUUAUGAUUAAAUUCUUUAUGUUGUCAAUGAAUACUAAUUUUAUCAAUAAUAUUAAUAACAAUUGACAAUAGUCGAAUGUAACUAGAAAAUCCUUUUGUGGUCGAUAUCGGUUAACGGUAACUAAAAAAAAUUCCGGUCAUUUAUAUCGGUUAUGGACAAUUAAAAUUAAAUUUUCGUCAUCGAGAAUGGUUAUUAGUAGUCAAAAAUUCAUAUGGUUAUAAUGAUAAUCAGAAUGACUAAAAAUUAAUAUUUCUUAAUUAACUCAUUUUUUGAGAAAUUUCUCUGAAAUUUACUGGUAACUGGCUUCCAUUUAAAUAAACAUUAUAUUUAAAUAAUCUAGAUAAUUGAAAAAUAUUCAUUUUUAAUCGUUCUGAUUAAAAUCUUUCUACUCUCAGCUUAUCGUAAAUAAAAAAAAUGCUGAAUCGCGUGACUGCAAAAUAUUUCAACAAUUUGAUAGCGAUUGAUCGCUCCACAUAUCGUGAACUUCGACAGUUUGAACAAAGCUAUUACGAACGACAGAGUGAUGUAAAUACUACGAAUUUGAUGCGAUUCCACUGACACCUGGCAGAAAAAAAUAAAAUUCUUUGUUAACUUUGAUAUACUUUUUUAACAUAUUAGCGAUCAUUCUAUGGAAUGUAAAAAUUCGAAAUGUUGAACUUCCUCUUGCGCGAAGAAUUUACGGGAGAUAAUCGUUUGUGUAUCGUGAGACGCAACAAGUUACAUACUUCCGCAGUGCGGAAUUGCAAUUCACUCGAAACGCAUCAUUUCUGAAUUACAAUUGGAAAUCGCGAUACUCCGCGACAGAUACAGGUGAAACUGCGCAGCUACCUAUAACAGCGUGCGGAAAAGAAAAAAGAAAGAGAGAGACGCCUGGCAGAAAACAAAGAAAAAAUGGUUAGGGGUUAAAACGCACGUGACUUGAGACACCCCUGAAAGGGAUGGCUUAGGAAUGCAAGAUAGGUAAGUACGGUUCCAAGUUCAUAU
Molecule: messenger RNA, 8073 nt
Organism: Bombus pyrosoma
Lineage: Eukaryota; Metazoa; Arthropoda; Insecta; Hymenoptera; Apidae
Product: cilia- and flagella-associated protein 47-like
Exons: 24
Coding region: 148-5751 (1867 amino acids)
Molecular function (GO): protein binding
Source: RefSeq, a predicted model, not a curated record